CGUGAAACGGAACGCACCCCAUGAUACAGCACGUUUCCUCUCCCUUGACCACCAUCCUAUAUCGGAGUACACCCAGCACACCUCUCAGUUUCGGCACGCAUUUCUAUUAUGUGAUCUUAAAUUACUGACAAGUUCACCGCGUUGAAAUCUUUACAUACCAUAUUAUGACUAUGAAAACAUAACUGUACACACUGUACAGGGGAAUAUUCUCAUUUAACGCCACUUUUGAUCACAUUAUACGCAAAAUUCUGGCCGUAUUGACCCUCGUUCGAGCAGGAGCUAUUCAAGAAAGAAGAAGAAGAAAAAGGGCAAAUUUUGAAGAAGCCUAAAUAGCCAUAAAGAAGAAAAAACAUACUGAUAUUGGAGAUAUCAUGAGAAAUAGCCUUCGAAAUAAUAACGAGAAGUGUUAAUUUGUUUAUAGUUUAAUUAUGUCAGUCACGGAAAUUUUGUAAAAAAAAGUUACAACUAUGUGCGACAAUAUAAAGGGUAAUCCAUUCGCUGGGUUAUUUUCCACGGAUAAUGAUGCUGUCUCAUUCUCCUUUCAACAUCAAACAGUUGCUGAUGAAGGUAGCAAUACUAAUUACACAGGUCAAUUGUCGGACACGAUUAAUGAUAAAUCUGAAAAUGAAGAGGCAGAAUCCAGAAUUUUGGACGACAAAGUCCAUCAGCUCAUGGCACAUGUAUUUGGAUUAACGCUGCGUCGAGAUAGCGAUAGUCCUGCACAAGGAUCUCUGGUGUUCAUUGAUGCUGAUUCAAUUGAACAUGCUGUCUUCGAGCGCUUGAUGUUAUCAGAUCCCAAAUCUACAGUGAAAAAUAUUGUACAAGAUGCCGAUGACCACAUUGUUCAGACACAAGUUAUAACUUACCUUUAUGAAUGUUAUUGUCGAUUAAAACAUUAUCAGAUUAAUAAUGAUUUGGAACAUACUAUAAGAAAUGCUUGCCAAAUUGUAUUGAGAAAUGUCAAUACAGCUUUACAGGAGCCAGACUUGUUCCAAUAUCAGGAGGUUCACAGUCAAUUUGUUGCUUUAUUUACGGAUGAUAUUACAUCAAAAUCAGAAUUACCAUCAUUUGUUAAUGGUAUAAUAGAAGAAUUGAUAGUGGCAAAUAGAGAAAGCGAUAUAGAAGAUAUAAUUAUAAUGUCAUUUGCUCCUGUUCUUGACAUUGUUCAUAAGGAGGCAGCUCAAAGUAAUCUGUUUACUUUUCGUCAACAGUGGUUUGUUUUACUGCAUAUAUUUUCCACUAUUGAAUCAUUGGCAAAGCUGAUAAUUUGUCAUAGCAGACCGAAAAAUAAUCAAGGUUGCGCAUAUUCAGAUACAUUAUUAGGUGCAUUCUUCAGCAUAAGCUGCUUACCAAAAACAGCUAAAAAUCCAUACGAUCUGUUCGAUAAACCUCUACGGCAACCAAAUACAAUCAUGGAAGGUACCAUAUGGAUAGCUAUGAAUAGCCUAAGCGAACAGUUACACAAAGUUUUUCAUUCCUUAUUGAAGUGCUCGACAGAAGUUCGUCAUUUAACUCUGCAUUGGCUGAGCAAUUGUCUUCAUACAAAUGCAAGUAGAGGAAAACUUUGGAAUUCUCACAUGGAAGUGGGAUUACUUGGGGUAUUAUGUGUGUCGGAUGGUUUCAUGCUGAAUGUGAGCAAUGUAUUGCUACGUCUUUGCCAACCAUUUUGUGUCAAAUUUAAUGAUACCAAAAUACCAAAGAUAGAUCCUACAUAUUGCAGUGCUGAGGUAAAGAAUGAAACUGAGAGUUUACAACGUGGUAUACAUAUGAAAGAAUUGAGUUCAGAGACAUGUUUGAUACCAACUCCAGAAGGAGAAAAUCGACCAAUAGCACAUUCAUUCGGAUUUGUAACAGAAUGUUUUUUUCUUACACAUCGUGCAUUAGAUCUUGGCUAUAGAGUUAUACUCGAUAAAUUUUUAAGGACAAAUCAAGAUUUGGCUAGGAUACAAAGAGCUUACAACGAUGCUCGAAUCGGUGGUAGUUCAGAAGUGCUAGAGCUCAUAACACAGCGAAUGGAGACCGAGAUGAUAAAAUACUUGUCUCUUAAAGCGAGCCUUUUAAUGCCAGAAAUGUUGGAACACUUGGCAAAAUUUCAUGCAAUGACAGCAUUUUGGUUGAUACAAAUAAACUUGAAUGUCGUAACUGAUGAAGAAAACACGCAAAGCUUUGCGCCAAAGCAAUAUAUACCAGUUACAUUCCCAUUACCAGAGACUGUCCCGAUUACACUAAGGUGCAUUCCCGAGUUCGUGGUAGAGAACACUAUUGGAUUCUUAUGUUUUUUACGUCGCUUUAGUCCGAACACAUUUGAGGAGCAGGGUUCCAGUUUUCUAAAUCCGAUUUUGACAGAAAUUAUAGUUUUGAUGGAGUCUCAACAUCGUUUGUACAAUCCACAUUUGCGCGCUCGUUUAGCCGAAAGUCUGGAGGCACUUUUGCCGAUUGCAGAUGAAAGCGUUGUUCCAGCAGUACCCAACUUAGGAACAUUCCAUAGAGAACAAUUGUUUCUUUCUCAUCCAUACAGACAACAAAUAAUUCCUAAUUUGCUGCAUGUAUUUGUAAGUAUCGAAAUGACGGGGCAGAGUGUACAAUUUGAGCAAAAAUUCAAUUAUCGUCGCCCGAUGUAUAUUGUAAUGGAUUAUCUAUGGAAGCUCGAUGAACAUCGUAGCACUUUUAUUGCUUUAGCUAAAGAGGCAGAAAACAACAUGGAAGCAGUUCAGCCACCACUAUUCUUACGUUUUAUUAAUCUAUUAAUGAAUGACGCUGUAUUUCUCUUGGAUGAGGCCUUAUCAAAUAUGGCACAGUUAAAACAAAUGCUCCAAGCUAGGGAAAGCGGAGAAUGGAAUAAACUGCCGCCAAAUGAACGUGAACAGCAGACAGGCUAUCUUCAACACAUUGGUAUGAUUGCCCGUUUUGAUAAUAUUCUAGGCAGAAAAACUAUACAAACAAUAAAAAUGUUGACUACUGAAAUAAAAUCAAUCUUUUGCCAUCCAACCAUGGUGGAUCGUAUUGCUUCUAUGCUCAAUUAUUUAUUAUUACAAUUGGUGGGGCCAAAUAAAAAAAAUCUCAAGGUGAACGAUCAAAAAGAAUAUGCAUUUAAUCCUGCAAAUUUGGUGCUGAAUAUAUGUGAGAUCUACAUUAAUCUGAGCAAAAAUGAAAGCUUUACACUAGCCGUGUCGCAAGACGGACGUUCUUACAGUCCAGAACUUUUUAAACUUGCUGACAAUGUGCUUGUUCGUAUUGGUGGUGUGGGAAUCUUGGGAAAUUUGGAUCAAUUCGCAAAGAACGUGGAAAAGGCUGCAAAUCAAAAGCGAGAAGAAGAUGAAAUUUUGAUUGGUAUUCCCGACGAAUUCUUGGAUCCAAUUAUGUCAACCGUUAUGACAGAUCCUGUAAUUUUACCAUCAUCAAAAAUAACUAUCGAUCGUCAAACUAUAGCAAGACAUUUAUUGAGUGAUCAAAGUGAUCCUUUUAAUCGAUCUCCUCUUACCAUGGACAUGAUAAAAUCAAAUAUCGAACUUCAACAGAAGAUACAAGAGUGGAUCUCGCAAAAGAAACGAGAAAAGUUAAAUGCUGAUACAUAAUUUAUCGUCAAUUAUUAUUACAUUACAAUGGAACAAUGUUAAAACAUACGCGAUCUUUGAGAUCAACAUUUUAAGGCAUCAAAAACAAUACAUAUCGAUGAUAAUAAAAAGAUUGUCGAAGAAAAUCCGAUUUUACGGCAAUCACCAGUUUGAAUUGAUAAAUAAUAGAACUUUGAUAUAUACUUUAUUGUUUUACAUUGUUGCAUUGGAAUCUUAUCGUUCGCUGAUGUUCGAUUUGUCGAUAAUGAUAGACAAAAUUUUGUAUACAAAUUUGGCAAAUGUAAUUAUGUACAGGAUUGUAAACUAGUUUAGAAUUACAAUUAUUUUAAUAGCAAUUCAUAAUCGAGAUAAAAUGUUAUACACAUAGAUGGCACACAAAGAAAUUGCUAUUUCUAGAAUUAUUGUUUAUUAUAUUUUACGUAUUGUAUAAAAUAAAAUAUAUUAUUUAUGAAUGACA
This is a messenger RNA of Formica exsecta, 4032 nucleotides long. RefSeq names its product ubiquitin conjugation factor E4 A (gene Ube4A). Bases 468 to 3575 code for a protein of 1035 amino acids. Gene Ontology annotation, biological process: protein polyubiquitination. The record is from RefSeq and is a predicted model, not a curated record. Lineage: Eukaryota; Metazoa; Arthropoda; Insecta; Hymenoptera; Formicidae. Gene Ontology annotation, molecular function: ubiquitin-ubiquitin ligase activity. Gene Ontology annotation, cellular component: nucleus; ubiquitin ligase complex; cytoplasm. The transcript has 14 exons.